GCGGUCGCCCGGUCGAUGGGAGCCGCACGUCGGGGCCGGGACGGUCCGGGCGCCGUCGGUGCGCGGGAGGGUUGGAGGAGGCUGCGCCGUCGCCAUGGAGUCGGAGCCCGACGGACCGGAAAUAGUCGCCGGAAGUACCGCCUCCCGCGGCGACUGAUAGCAACUCCGAGUGUGAUGGCCUCUGGAGUGACGGGGAGUGUGUCAGUGGCAUUGCAUCCGUUAGUUAUUCUCAACAUCUCCGACCACUGGAUCCGGAUGCGCUCUCAGGAGGGGAGACCAGUUCAGGUAAUCGGUGCGCUGAUCGGAAAGCAAGAAGGAAGAAACAUCGAAGUGAUGAACUCAUUUGAGCUUCUGUCUCACACGGUGGAGGAAAAGAUAGUUAUUGAUAAAGAAUAUUACUACACUAAAGAGGAACAAUUUAAGCAGGUGUUCAAGGACAUGGAAUUCCUGGGCUGGUAUACCACCGGCGGUCCUCCAGAUGAGUCUGAUAUCCAUGUUCACAAGCAGGUGUGUGAAAUUAUUGAAAGCCCGCUCUUCCUGAAGUUAAACCCCAUGACAAAACACACUGAUCUUCCAGUCAGCGUUUAUGAGUCGGUCAUUGAUAUCAUCGCUGGAGAGGCGACGGUGCUGUUUGCUGAGCUGACCUACACACUGGCCACCGAAGAGGCCGAGCGCAUCGGUGUCGAUCACGUGGCUCGCAUGACGGCCACUGGCACAGGGGAGAACUCCACAGUGGCUGAACAUCUCAUCGCUCAACACAGCGCCAUCAAAAUGCUGCACAGUCGAGUCCGGGUCAUCCUGGAGUACGUCAAAGCUGUGGAGUCAGGCGAAGUGCCGUUUAACCACGAGAUUCUGCGAGAGGCCUACGCCUUGUGUCACCGGCUGCCAGUCCUCAGCACAGACAAGUUCAAGACCGACUUCUAUGACCAAUGUAACGAUGUGGGACUGAUGGCUUAUCUGGGCACCAUCACCAAAACCUGCAACACCAUGAACCAGUUUGUGAACAAGUUCAACAUCCUGUACGAUCGGCAGGGCAUCGGCCGACGAAUGCGAGGCCUCUUCUUCUGAUUCGCUGAGUGGGGGUGUACCCCACAACUGUUGGCAGUGUUUGCCUCCUGAAAGUGACUGUAGCCAGUGGAGACUUACCCCCACCCCCCUCCCUGCUCCCUCCCCAUCUCCUCGCCCCUCCCUGCUCCCUCCUCCCCUUCUCCUGCCCCGUCCCCCCUCCUCUUCCUGCCCUGUCCCCCGCUCCUCCUCCUCCUCCCCUCCAGGAGUGUGCCCCCGACUGCCUCCUUGCCCUGACCUGAUUUGCCAGGUUUUGCCCUCUCUGGGUUUGCUGCAUCCGUGCCAGUGAUUGGUUAGAUCUGACUCUGUGUAUGUACUGUGGGUGCACGUGCCUGGCGUUACUCUGGGAAGCGGGUGUGAGGCUGUGUGUGAGAGACACACCACGUGCAGGAGAAAUAAAGUUUCAGUGCGUUGUA
This is a messenger RNA of Pristis pectinata (smalltooth sawfish), 1481 nucleotides long. RefSeq names its product COP9 signalosome subunit 6 (gene cops6). Lineage: Eukaryota; Metazoa; Chordata; Chondrichthyes; Rhinopristiformes; Pristidae. Gene Ontology annotation, biological process: protein deneddylation. Gene Ontology annotation, molecular function: protein binding; metallopeptidase activity. Bases 16 to 1068 code for a protein of 350 amino acids. The record is from RefSeq and is a predicted model, not a curated record. The transcript is spliced from 10 exons. Gene Ontology annotation, cellular component: COP9 signalosome.